Colletotrichum godetiae is the source of this 1071-nucleotide messenger RNA. RefSeq names its product major facilitator superfamily domain-containing protein. The coding region runs from base 28 to 1059 and encodes 343 amino acids. Gene Ontology annotation, molecular function: transmembrane transporter activity. The transcript has a single exon. The record is from RefSeq and is a predicted model, not a curated record. Lineage: Eukaryota; Fungi; Ascomycota; Sordariomycetes; Glomerellales; Glomerellaceae. Gene Ontology annotation, cellular component: plasma membrane. Gene Ontology annotation, biological process: transmembrane transport.
UGGCGCAACGAGGAGCGCGGCGUCCCCAUGGCAGCCUUCUCCGCCGCGCCCUUCAUCGGCCCGGCCAUCGGUCCCCUCGUAGGCGGCUUCCUCUCCGACGCGGCGGGCUGGCGCUGGCUCUAUUGGAUCCAGCUCAUCAUGGCCUUCGUCGUCUGGGUCCUCAUCUCCUUCACCGUCCCGGAAACCUAUGCGCCGACAAUCCUCGCCCGCCGCGCCCAAAAAAUGCGCAAGGAGACCGGCGACGCAACCCACGUCACGGAACAAGACAUCGACAUGCGCCCCUUCAGCGAGCGCCUCGGCAUCUUCCUCAUCCGCCCCUUCCAGCUCCUCUUCGGCGAGCUCAUCGUCUUCCUCAUCUCAAUCUACAUGUCCGUCCUCUACGGCCUGCUCUACAUGUUCUUCGUCGCCUUCCCCAUCAUCUACCAGAAACGCAAGGGCUACUCCGCCUCCUCGACAGGCCUCAUGUUCAUCCCCCUCGCCGUUGGCGUCCUCCUCUCGGCAGCAUGCUCUCCCUGGGUGAACAAGCACUACCUCACCCUCGUCGCAAAGCACAACGGCCACCCGCCCGCCGAGGCCCGCCUCAUCCCCAUGAUGCUCAGCUGCUGGUUCAUCCCCAUUGGCCUAUUCAUCUUCGCCUGGACGUCCUACCCGGACCUCCACUGGGCCGGCCCGGCGUUCGGUGGUUUCCCCGUCGGCUUCGGCUUCAUCUUCUUGUACAACUCGGCCAACAACUACCUUGUCGACUCCUACCAACACCAGGCCGCCUCUGCCCUCGCCGCAAAGACAUGUAUCCGUUCCUUCUGGGGUGCCGCCGUCGUCCUCUUCACGGAGCAAAUGUACGACCGCCUCGGCGACCAGUGGGCCUCUUCCCUCCUCGCUUUCCUCGGUCUCGCGUGCUGUGCGAUUCCCUUCCUCUUCUGGGUCUACGGAGCCCGCAUUCGUGCCAGGAGUAAGUACGCCUACUCCGGCGAUGAAGAGGAGACGUCAGGAUCCGACAUCGAAAAGGCCAAGCCUGUCAAGAACGCUCUGGCUCCCACCCGCACCUUUGAGCCCGCGUAAGCGACUCGCAUA